Messenger RNA from Microtus oregoni (creeping vole), 1352 nucleotides. RefSeq names its product junctional sarcoplasmic reticulum protein 1 (gene Jsrp1). Gene Ontology annotation, cellular component: sarcoplasmic reticulum. The record is from RefSeq and is a predicted model, not a curated record. Lineage: Eukaryota; Metazoa; Chordata; Mammalia; Rodentia; Cricetidae. Gene Ontology annotation, biological process: skeletal muscle contraction; regulation of ryanodine-sensitive calcium-release channel activity. Bases 322 to 1284 code for a protein of 320 amino acids. The transcript is spliced from 8 exons.
GGAACCUGGAUAGAGCUGUGGUUCCUAGAGCUUGUUUUUGUAAGUGGACAAGUGAAGGUAUGUGCUGAGGGGUACGCGUGGUCAGCAGAAGACAACCCGAGGACUCCAGCCUUGCCUUCCAGCUGAAGCUCCCGGCCGCGGCUAGCCUUUAAUCCCAGCACUCAGGAGGCAGAAGCAGGCGGAUCUCUGUGAGUUCGAGACCAGCCUGGUCUAGAGAGUGAGUUCCAGGACAGCCAGCGCUACACGGGGAAACCCUCUCUCCAAACCACGCCCCCCACAAAGGGAGGUGAUUGGAGGAUUGAAUUCAGAUCAUCAGUCUUCAUGACAGCCAGAGGCUUGGAGGAUCUGGAUGGGGGCCUGGGCAGCUGCCUCCCCAGCGAUGAUUUCUCGUUACUGGAGGAGCCAAGCUCAGGCCGACGGCCAGACGGCAAGGCACAAGGGGCAUCCAGGCUGGCGGACUCUAGUCGCUGGACACCCGUCCUCCAGGACCCAGUGACUGCCGGCACUGCGGAGAAAGAGCUCGUGGCCCAGGAGGGUCUGGGAACCAGCAAAGGGAUUCCUAAAGCUGGGACAAGCCCCCGGAGCGUUCCCGCACGCAGAAAGUUGCAGGUUGCGCCUCCCCUGAAGCCCCCGCCGCCACCACCACCGCCCAGGGACGACCUGCCUUGGGGAGACCUGACGCUCAACAAGUGCCUGGUGCUGGCCUCACUGGUGGCACUGAUGGGCUCAGCUGUCCAGCUCUGUCAGGACGUGGUGGCUGGGGAGGUGGCGGUGGAAGUCCCUCAGCAGUGGGUCCCGCCCAGUCCUCCACCCAAGAAACCAGAGGUGCCCGCGCCUAAGCCCCCACUCUUGGUGCCCCCAUCCGGGCCUCCUGAGUCACCCGGACCCCAGGUACAGAAGCAGGAAAAGCCUGAGGCUGCAGAAGCAGAAACCCAGGGGGAGCCUGGCGGGUCCACCACAGAGGCCUCUGGAGAGGAGUGCGCACCCCUUGGUGGCCGAGGGUCCCAGGAGAGGCUAAGGGAGAAGUCAAAGAAAGGAGAGAAGCUGAAGAAGGAGAAGCUGAGGAGGGAGAAGCCCAGGAAGGAGGAGAGGCAGUGGGUCACCAGGGAGCCCCGCCAAUCCCUGUCCCGGCGCUGGGAGGCGCACGAAGGAGGCCAUCGGCCAUGGACGCGGUCCUCCAGGGAACUCGAGCAUGAGAAGCGGCAGGCCUGGGCUCCCCGGCGACGCCACGACCGUGACGACCGACCCAGACAGAAGCCUCCUGGGGGAAAGAGGCGCGAUUGAUCCUGCCCCUGUCCUCCUUGGUGAACCCCGUGUCCCUUCUCCCUGCAGGACCAGUAAAUAAAGCUCGU